CUCCAACACUGAAAAAUGGCUAAAAUCUUUUUGUUAGCCACAAUGUUUCUUGCUAGCAGUGUGUUAACAAUAACUGCUACAGAUUGGAACAUUAUGAAUCAAAGAACCAGAACCAAGUCUGGUCUCCAGAUCACCUUAAAGAACUACUGUGAGAGUUGGAGAAUAAAUGUUGAGUUGAGCAACAUUCGUGAUUUCACCGUAGUUCCAUCAGAAUGUACGAGUUACAUCGGAAAGUACAUGACUGGGACCCAAUUCAAGGUUGAUUCAGAAGCCACCAUAGACGAAUGCACAUUAUAUCUCAACACCCUUUGUGAUCUAAAGAAAGAUGGCAAAGACGCUUGGAUCUUUGACAUCGAUGACACGCUAUUAUCAACCGUGCCUUACUACAAGAAGCAUGAUUAUGGUGGGGAGACGUUGAAUGUGACUGGUCUUGAAGAAUGGAUGGGCAAAGGGAAGGCGACAGCGAUGGAUUAUAGUCUAAACUUGUACAAUGAUAUUAAGAAAAGAGGAAUGCAAAUCAUUUUGAUUUCUUCUAGAAGAGAACAUCUUAGAUCAGCUACUAUUGACAAUCUUGUUGAUGCUGGUUUCUAUGGUUGGAAGAGUCUUUAUCUAAGGAGUGAGGAAAACGAAUGUAAAACGGUUCAGGAAUACAAGGCUGGUGUAAGGAAAGAGUUGAUCAACAACGGUUACCGCAUUUGGGGAAUAUUGGGAGACCAAUGGAGUAGUAUCAGAGGACAACCAACUGCUAGAAGAACAUUUAAGCUCCCAAAUUCUCUUUACUAUGUUGCUUGAACAUCUCCCUUCAUUUUUCUGCAUAUGCCUUCCAAAGCUGGUGGCUUUUUUUUUAUUUGUUUCCAAAUAUGUAUUGUGUACUUAUUGUUAUGUGAUCUUAUGUUUGGAUGAAUUUUAUAAUACGAGAAAAUGGACAUUUGAUAUUUUUGAUAAA
Messenger RNA from Helianthus annuus (common sunflower), 946 nucleotides. RefSeq names its product acid phosphatase 1. NCBI's taxonomy places the organism in Eukaryota, Viridiplantae, Streptophyta, Magnoliopsida, Asterales, Asteraceae. Gene Ontology annotation, molecular function: acid phosphatase activity. Bases 16 to 792 code for a protein of 258 amino acids. The record is from RefSeq and is a predicted model, not a curated record. The transcript is spliced from 3 exons.